This is a messenger RNA of Drosophila persimilis, 863 nucleotides long. Its product is annotated as cullin homolog 1. NCBI's taxonomy places the organism in Eukaryota, Metazoa, Arthropoda, Insecta, Diptera, Drosophilidae. Bases 41 to 517 code for a protein of 158 amino acids. Gene Ontology annotation, biological process: SCF-dependent proteasomal ubiquitin-dependent protein catabolic process; protein ubiquitination. Gene Ontology annotation, cellular component: SCF ubiquitin ligase complex. Gene Ontology annotation, molecular function: ubiquitin protein ligase binding. The record is from RefSeq and is a predicted model, not a curated record. The transcript has 2 exons.
UUCCCAGAAAUGUUAUACCCUCCGGGUAAAUACUUUGCAAAUGGCUCUGCUUCUGCAGUUCAACCACCAGAAUACGUUCGCUGUCCAGGAAUUGGCCGAAAAUGUGGGAACCAGCCCGGAGACACUGAUAAAGGUGAUGCGUCCACUGAUCGACCACAAGCUAUUGAUCGCCAGUGAAAAUUCUGCACCCUUGACCCCGACAUCUUCUAUAACUGUGUGCAGGGAUUACAAUAGAAAACGGAUCCUUAUAAACUGUUUAAAAUCUAUCGCACCAAUGGGUCAAAACCCGACAACUGAAAGAAAUAUACAUAUGCAGGCGCUAGAUACAGCAAUAGUGCGCAUCAUGGAAAGAGAGAAGCAAUUAGAACUAGAUCGACUGAUUUACGAAGUGACGUUAGAGCCGAAGCAUCACUCCAGACCCAUUUUUAAAAUUAAAGCUCGUAUUGAACAUUUUCUUAAAAAUAAAUACCUGGAACUUUCAUCAGGCAAACAAGUAAUUAAACUAUCUAAAAUAUAAUUAUAUUAUAAUGAGCCAGAUUACCAAAAAUGAUUCGAACAGAAGUAAAAAAAAGAUUUCAUUUGUAAAAAUUUCUUACCAUCGGACAAAAAAAUACAUUUGUAACACAAGCAACACAAACAUUGGACUUUUUGAUUUAAAUCAAUCAGCUAGGCAGCUUUAUGAAUAUUAGGAAAGUUACCAUAUCUAGCAGAUUGACGAAUGUGGAUUAGAUCGGUUCACUAAGACAGAAGGCUAUGUGCAUUGGCUAUGCUACCCUUUCCACGCGCUUACUCCUUCUCUCUCACUCUUUCUCGUGCAGUGUGCACCGCUAUCGGAGCGGAGCGAGACAGCAGCACAUAUUAGC